UGAUGGGUGGGGAGGAGGAGUUCAUCAGCGCUGACAGUUAGAUAUAUAUGGAGAAAGUCAUAAAAGCCUCAUCUGAUUUGUCACUGAAGUUGUUUGAUGGUUUCCUCUGUUGUGUCUAAUAAGGUAACAGCGAGUGUGAUUGGAGGGAGUUGGACCUCUUUCUCUCUCAUUAAGGGGUGUGAGAGGAUGCCUGUACUUCUGUAUCAUCAGUGCGGAGAAGCUUGAACUGGAUGUUGAAUUAAUAAAGCAGAGAGAGAUGGAGAGAUGCCUGACACUCAUUUUACUGACUACAGUUGUAAAACUCAUCACAGCUGCUCUCUCAUCAUCAGUCCAUGUGAAUGUGAGGUUGGUUGGUGGUCACAGUCACUGUGCUGGUAGAGUGGAGGUUCUUCAUAGAGGUCAGUGGGGAACAGUGUGUCAUGAUGACUGGGAUUUGGCUGAUGCUGCAGUGGUGUGUAGAGAGCUGGACUGUGGAGAACCUGUAGAUGCUCUGGGUGAUGCUCAUUUUGGACCAGGAUCAGGACCAAUCUGGAAGAGUUUUGUCAUGUGUAAAGGAUCAGAGUCAGAAGUGGAGAAGUGUGGGUCAGGAGGAUGGGAAAAACACAACUGUGAUCACAGUAAAGACGCUGGAGUCAUCUGCUCAGAAGUCAGGCUGGUUGGAGGUUCUCGCUGCUCUGGGAGGUUAGAGAUACUUAAUGAUCAGUCGUGGGUUUCAGUGUGUGCUGCUGCCUUUGACCAGCAGGAUGCAGAGGUUGUGUGUAGAGAGCUGGACUGUGGGGCUCCUGUACAGGUGCUGGGAGACGAUGCUUUUGGAAAAGGAGACGCUCAGAUGUGGACACAAGAGAUUCAGUGCAGAGGAAAUGAGUCUCAGAUUCACCUCUGUCCAACAUCACCAUCACAUGAAAACAACUGUUCACAUGAGCACAAUAUUGUUUUGUUCUGUACUGGUAGGAGUUCAAAAUGCAACAGAUCAGAUUUUUUUAUUUAUUUAUUUUUACAUGAAAUUUUUACAUUUCAACUCACUUCUUCUGUUGCCUUUCUCUCUUUUUUACAUUCCAAGACAUAAAAAAUGUGAGACUGGUAAAUGGUACCAGUCGCUGUGCUGGUAGAGUGGAGGUUCUUCAUAGAGGUCAGUGGGGAACAGUGUGUGGUGUUGGUUGGGAUUUGGCUGAUGCUGCAGUGGUGUGUAGAGAGCUGGACUGUGGAGAACCUGUAGAUGCUCUGGGUGAUGCUCAUUUUGGACUUGGUUCAAGGCCAGUCUUAAUGAAAAUUGCAAUUUGUACUGGAUCAGAGUCUACACUUAAGAAAUGUGCAUCCAUAAAAUUGAGUUAUCAUGGCGAGUGUGAUAAUAAGAGUGCUCAAGUCAUUUGCUCAGGUAAGUUAAAAGUUUUUUUUUUUUUUUUAUAAUAAAAACACUUGUCAUAAGCAGUCAUCAUUUUUAGUUUCCAUGACUAUUUUCUACCUUCUUUCCUGCUAAAAUAAUUGUGACAUAAAAAUAGAUAUUGUCUAUUGACCCAUUUCACACUUCUAGGUUUCUCAGAAGCAGAAGUCGUUAUAGUUGGGUAAAGUUUUAGAGCGGUGAAUAAGAGACUUCAUUAAAUAUAUUUUUUUGUUUCCAUCUGCACCAAUAGUAAAGCAAAACUCUGAAAUAAUGUUUUCACAACUUUCAAAAAGAGGAAAAAAAUACAGAGGCAGUCAAAAAGGAGAAAGAUGUAAUUUUUACAUCCCCACCCUCACAGAAGUAACUUUGUUUUUUUUUUUUGUUUGUUUGUUUUUUUGUAAUUUGAUGCAAAGGUAAUAAAAUAUUAAGUAUAGUCUUAUAAAAUCUACAUACUUAAAAAAAAAAAAGGAAAUAUAAAAAAC
Megalobrama amblycephala (Wuchang bream) is the source of this 1863-nucleotide messenger RNA. Its product is annotated as soluble scavenger receptor cysteine-rich domain-containing protein SSC5D-like. Gene Ontology annotation, cellular component: membrane. The record is from RefSeq and is a predicted model, not a curated record. Lineage: Eukaryota; Metazoa; Chordata; Actinopteri; Cypriniformes; Xenocyprididae. Bases 257 to 1066 code for a protein of 269 amino acids. The transcript has 3 exons.